GCCCCAUUCAUUUCUUGAACACCAUUGAUCCAGCCAAAAGCACGCUACUUGGAGUAAGGAAAUUUCCAUUGAUUCUCCCAUGCUAUAAACAUCAAGUUUCUCAACCAACUUGUUUUCCACUUUUAUGAGUUUACUGAAUGCUGAUUGGGUGAGGGUAUAGACGGAGAAAGUGAGGCAUCGUCAUCAUGACGAUCCACAUACCUGGCCUCAUCGCUAUUAUCCUCUUCUAUGCGCUUAUCCUUGGGGUAGGAUUAUGGGCCGCCGGCAAGUCCAAACAGUCGGGUGCCACAGCCGACAGCGAGGAUGUGAUGUUAGCGGGGCGGAAUAUAGGUGUACUAGUCGGAAUAUUUACUAUGACAGCCACAUGGGUUGGAGGGGCGUACAUCAAUGGUACAGCUGAGAUCAUCGUCAGGGAUGGGCUGGUUUGGUGUCAAGCACCCUUUGGAUAUGCCCUCAGUCUCAUCUUUGGCGGAUUAUUCUUCGCCAACAAGAUGCGAUCAGAGGGCUAUGUGACCAUGCUGGAUCCUUUCCAGUACAAAUAUGGGGAGAGGAUGGGAGGGCUGUUGUACCUCCCAGCCCUGCUGGGAGAAGUCUUCUGGACAGCUGCUAUCCUCUCAGCCCUGGGUGCCACUCUGUCCGUAAUCGUGGACCUGGACACAACGACGGCCAUCAUCGUGUCGUCUUGUAUCGCCCUCUUUUACACUCUCAUAGGGGGUUUGUACUCUGUAGCGUACACUGAUGUCGUACAGCUCUUCUGCAUUUUCCUGGGAUUGUGGAUCAGCAUUCCAUUUGCAAUGACCAAUGAAGCUGUACACCCAAUCACUGUGAAUGCUACAGAGAACUGGAUCAACUCUCUGGAACCCAAGAGUACUGGGAUGUACAUUGACAGUAUGCUGCUUCUCAUUUUUGGAGGCAUUCCAUGGCAGGUAUACUUCCAGCGAGUGUUGUCCUCCAAGUCAGCCUUCAACGCCCAGAUCUUGUCCUACAUAGCUGCUUUUGGCUGUGUCAUCAUGGCCCUCCCAGCUGUGCUGUUUGGGGCAGUUGCAGCUUCUACAGACUGGAACCGUACAUCCUACGAUGGCCCUAUUCCUAUCCCAUCUGAAAAGCUAAACUUGAUCCUCCCAAUGUGCCUGCAGUUCCUGUGCCCGGACUUUGUGUCAUUUGUGGGCCUGGGUGCUGUGUCUGCUGCCGUCAUGUCCUCAGCAGACUCCUCCAUCUUGUCAGCCAGCUCCAUGUUCUCCCGCAACAUCUACAAGUGUAUCUUCCGACAGAAGGCUUCUGAAAAAGAGAUCUUGUGGGUGAUGAGAUUGGCCAUCUUUGGCGUGGGAGUCUUGUCCACAGUGAUGGCCAUCCUGGUCACCUCUAUCUAUGAACUGUGGUACCUCUGUGCUGACCUUGUCUACGUUGUUCUCUUCCCUCAACUCAUCUGCGUCAUAUACGUCAAAUUCAGCAACACAUAUGGCUCCCUCGCUGGCUAUAUCCUCGGACUGUUCUUCCGUCUUGCUGGGGGCGAAACAGCCAUUGGUGUACAGCCAUUGAUCAAAUAUCCUGGCUUUGACUACGAGGAAAAUGCACAACUGUUCCCCUUCAAGACUCUAUCCAUGCUAAUUACCUUAAUUACAAUAGUGUCUGUUUCAUACCCUCUCAAGUAUGCAUUUGAGACUGGCAUCUUCCCACGAAGAUACGAUGUAUUCAUGUGUAUUGUUAAUAUACCUGAUGAAAGUAUUGCCCUAGCAGCCCGAGAUGGUCCCGGUGAAAUGACAUCAAUCAUAGACUCUUACAAAGACAUCAAUGGCAAAAUUAACCCGGCCCUAAAAUUCUCUCAAGAUGAUCUUAUAGGUGAAGUGAAUGCUUCUGAUGUGAUUCAUCCACCCCCGGAGAAGCUGGCACAGUAAUAUGGUAGGACAAUGUGUACUCGGAUAUCUUGAGCAAUGCGAACAUCAUUAUGUAGUUAAUCAGAUACCGGGUAAAACUAUAUCUUACCCAAAUACGUGGACACUAAAUGAUUCUGUUAUGUGAUUGACAUUGGAGUUUGGGUAUCUAAGUACAGUAAUCUUAUAUCCUGUGUCAGUAGUAAUGCUGAAAACUAGAUUAGAUUGUCCGACACAGUGCUGUCAAGGUGAUCACAGCAUAUAUUGGUCAGCCGCUGGGACUCAAGGGAGACAACACAUGUUAUGUUUCUGCAUUGAAGGCACUGGAGUGACUUGUAGCCAAUGUAAAUAUGAAACAUCAAUGCCAGAGGGUAACCAGUCUCAGUUAUCUACCAGAACAGAUUCCACUGGGGGUAGAAUCCAAAGUAUUGGUGAAAAUCAUAUGAAUGAUGAUUUACGGGAACCUGGAAUACAGAUCUAGUUGGCCCCAUAAAUGGGAUGAUGAUGCUGUGAAAGCGUAAGACGAAUCUACUGUAUUGUAUCAUCAAUCCUGAGACCUGUGAUGGUGCUUCUAAAUGGAAUAUGUUGUUAUCAAAGGAUUAUUGACACUUAAGGUUGAGGUACAACCCCACAAUGUACUACAUUGGGAAUUGUUCAUGUGAAGGUGUCUCAAUAAAUGUGAGGAACUUCACAUGCUCUAAAACACAUCUCACAUGUAAGGAUGAAUCAGAUCAUAGAUUCUCUACGGAAUAUGUAUGUAACAUUUUUGAUGUGAUGUUGUGUGAAGUCACAGCUACUCUACAGAAUAGCACAUGGUAAUGUGAUGGUCUUCAAGGUACACAUGUGAAGGAACCACAAGAGCUAUUUUUUCCAAAGUGUCAAGGUACCAUAUUUUCUCUUUGACAUGGAAUUUGAUGAUACUGCAAUAUCUAGGUGCUUCUGGGAAUUUAGUUGGACAGGAGCCUCUACUGUUUUUGUGCAGGCAUUAUGGAGGUACCACAAGGUCAAAUAUUCUUCAAAGUGUGUGAUAGUACCACAGGAUCAAAGUUCCAUCAAAGAAACAGGAGGUACCACUAGAUAAACGUUUCUUCAGGAAAACUGGAGGUACCACAAGAUCAAAGUUCCAUCAAAGAAACAGGAGGUACCACUAGAUAAAGGUUUCUUCAGGAAAACUGGAGGUACCAUAAGAUCAAAGUUUCAUCAAGAAAAACAGAUGUACCACAAGAUCAACGUUUCUUACAGGAAACUUGAGGAAAAAGAAAGUUCCUUAAAAGAACACUACAAGAAAGGUUUCUUCAAAGGACAUGAAGGUUUAAGAUAAAUUUCUUCGUAGAAUAUGGAGGAACAACAUGAUAGCUCUCACGGAACAAUCAGGAUCAAGACAUACGAUGUUCCUUUAAGAUAAUACGGAUCAUACAUUCCAGAUCACUGAACCUCCUUUUCCUCACAGAUGAGGCUGACUGUUGCAGACGAGAUUUUCCAUUUUCUACAAUUGUCAGCAAAAUGUAGUCAGUUCUGUGUUAAAUAUGCAAGUUAACACGCUUCUGUCGCCAGUUGGAUGAUGUGAUGCUGGCAUUAAACUGCCGACAUAGUCCGAGAUACACACCUAACCAUUAGUACUAGAAUACAAUAGAAUGCUUUUCACCAAUGUCAUAACUUGUACAGAUGACAACUACAGUUGAUGCAGUGAUAUAAACAGAUAUAGAUUCCAUGUAUUUUUCACGCUAUGUAAAAUGCACAUGUGCGAGAGUUAGCGACAUAUAGUUGCAUUUAGAUUUGCUAAUAGAUAUAUUCUGAAUGUUUGUGUGUGCAAACAGAGUAUGCUUGUACAGGGUAUAUCCAUUGUUACAGCACACUUAACUGAUUGUAGAGUGCAUAUAUGUUGUUUUGGUGAUUAACAUGACUGUAGCUGACAAUCAGGAUGACUGUCCUUUAGUCUAAACACAUGCAUCUAUGGUGAAAUGUUGCAGCUAGAGCAUUUACUUGUCAUUUCAUAACUGAAUUAUUUCUUUCAAAUUUUAUAAACAUUUAUCAAGAUCUGAUACACAAUAACAAGUAGUAUUUGGGUAGACUCAUCUUUGACAGCUUAUGAGCUUACUGCUAAGUAUCAUAUUAUACAUUUAGCUGUGUUUUAUGUCCCUUGUGUGUGGAUUUAGACUAACGGCGGCCAAGGGGUCCAUUUCAAAAAGCGAUCAUAUCGCUAUGACUGUUGUAAGUCUAUGGGAGUUACGAUCAAGUUAGCACUACGAUCACGUUAAACGGGGCCCUGUACGUGUGAAUUGUCCUUUGUUGUCACAACAUAAAGCAUAAAGAGUUAACAUGUUUAGCUUGAGCAUUCAUAGAUUGUGGAACAAUUUGUAAAUGCAUUUUCGAUUUUUUGUAAUGUUUCAUAAAAUGGCCACAAAAAUUACAUUCUGGUUAUUUGGGCAUGAGGCAAACAAUCAUGUUGUACAGGUUUAUAUCUCAUUCCGUGCAUUUGAGAUUGACUUGUGUACAAAAAUACAUCUUUUUUCUGAUUUCAAGUUAAGCUCAGAUUUCAUUGUGUCAGUACACAAGUAUUAUUAUAAGAAUGUUCUGUCCUCGAGAGGUGAUACUGGGACCAAGCUAAGCUAAUCAGAAAAGCUUCUGGACAUGAUGACAAUGUGUUGAGGCAGUUCUAUAUUCUGUCUGUAUUCUGAAGUCUUGCCCAUGACAAUGACAAUACAAAUGUUCAAUAUACUUGAUGCAACCUUAACUAGCUGGUUAUAGUGAAUACAAUGGCACUGUGCUGUUCGUCUCCACUUAGUGGGGCAAGCUAAUGCUAAGAUGCAUGGUAUACAGUUAGAUUGCUGCCACACAUAUUCCUUUCUCCUAAACCUCUCUCUCAUGGGCACUCACUGUCCUGAGUUGCAUGCCUUCAGCAUGCUUGGAGCCUAUGAUGAUGGGUUCGAAUCCUGCUUCACCCCAUUCUGAUCUAGGUUUGCCUCCACCAUGUCCAGCAUGUGGGUUUCGCAAAGUGAUACGUCCGAGACCUGCGUCACUUUGAUCUUUCUUCUCACAUUAAGCUGACACACCGGGAUAUUAGGGCUACAACAAUUCAACCAGACCUCGAUUCGAUUCAAUUUUUGAUAUUGGACACUUGAUUCGAUCAAUUUUUAUUUGAUUCUUCAUGCAUGUAAAAAUAUCAGAUUUCAUUUAACUCUCAGACUCAGCUUUUUUAGCGUGAAAUCCAUCGUCAACUUGGCUGUGUAGAAAUAAUUUAAGUAGGUAUUCAAAUAUCGAAUCAAAAUAGUUAAAAUGCUUUUUGAAAAUCGAAACUUAAGGUGUCAGAUUCGAUUUUCAAUGAAUCAAACUGAAUUGUUGCAGCCCUACAUGAUAUAACUAGAAAACUAAAGAAUUAUGACUUUAUGGAUAACAACUUCUUGUUUAUUGCAUAGAUUGACUUUUCGGUGUAGAUUCUUACGCCGUUAUCUAGCUAAAAGUGUCUAUAAUGUCUUCUGAAACUGAGUGUCUCUCUCAGACUGAGCCCUGAAGAGGACUUUCACACUCAAUAAUUACAAACUGAUACACAGUAGAAUAAAUGUUGCAUCCGAGGAGAAUCUUGUUUUAGUUUCCAAACAAUGUAUCUUUGCAUAUUGUCACCUAACUGUAUAGCAUGAAUGGACAUAUCAUUAACCAUGGUGCAAACUCUAUAACGAUAAACAGUGUAUAAAGCAAUAUUCCUGUAGUUAUGUCUAGAGUAUUGACUUUUCAUUCCAGCCUAUUGUGAAUGCUUAACACUCGAGAGUUGUAUGUUCAUUCAGAAAGAUUUGUUAAGUCCUCCCAUUUCCCACUUUGUCAAAGUCAUAGCCUAAUGUUGUAUCAUCGUGCCACUGUAUGUAUAAUCAUUAAAGUAAAGGUGCAGGCAUUGAUUUGUCUGUGUAGAAUCAGUCCACGCCCUCAUUAUUACCUCACAAAUAUACAAGUAUGGAUCGCUCAGGUCCAAACUAUGGUAUUUUUCCUGGUCAUGGCAUCCUUUAGUUUUCCAUUGAAGCAAAAACAAGAAACAUGACAUCAAUAUUUUCCUCUUCAUUUUUUUUUCCAAUCAGUUGAGUUGAUCCUGGUGAUAUCUACAUGCUAAUGAAUUGUAAUUAAUCAGGAUACAGGAAGUUUUCUCUUGAAGAAUCAAUUUUCAUCAAUAUCACAAAUUAGGGAACAACAUUUACAUCCCACGCUUUUCUGAAGUACAAUGUCAUGAAAACAACUCAUGAAAAGCUGUCCUCAUUAAGUUAGGCCUCUAGUCUAUAAAAGGUAAAUUUAAGAGGAUAUUUCAAAAAUUAAAAACAAAAAGCAUUCAUUGGAAAAUACAAGAUUGACAAUAUAGUUAUUAUGUAAGUAUUGACCUGGUCCAGAGUCAACCUUUAAUCAUUGUCUCUUAUGCAUCACCCACUUAUGUAAGUGUUAUUAGCUUGAAAGUUGGGAGGUAAACAGAGGUAGGCUUCUGAUCCAACAAGUACCAAUGUUGAUAAAUUAACUGAGCAUUUUUUCAUUUGCAAAGGGAAUCAGGGAGGGUAACCAAAAUUUAUAAAUCUCAAGACAAGGAUAACAAAAAAAUGAAACAGAUAUUUGGGGAGGGUUAUGAAAAGAGACAAACAUUUUAAAAUAGACUAUAAAAUGCUUUUGCAAUUUGUUUUUACAUGGAGGAUCAUGAAAAAUAUCUACAAGGAUAUGUGGAAGGUCACAUUACCUACCAUAUGACAAACCUGAGGGGAGGGUAAAUAUUUUCAAUACAUCAGAAAACCUCUGACCCACCUCCCUGUAUGUAAUAAAUGACCAUUCCCACAGUUUCAUAAAUUUUUCCACUCAUGCAAAAAACAAAACAAAAUGCCAAGGAAACCAUGAUCCAAGAAAUAAAAGGAUACAGCCAUGUCAUUCCAAAACAGACCUUUUCCAGAUUCUCAAAUAUACUGAGGGUAAUAAAUAAGGGGACACAUGAAAGAUCAAGUGCUCCUAUGUUUUCUUCCAGGUUUCUUGUCAAGCUUUCAAUUGAACUGUGGGUGAAAAUCUGAGAAAAAAACAGGAACACUGUGAUCAGGUGAUGUUCCCUUAUUUCUUUCCCUUAGUAUAGUUUCAAGAUGGCACAUUGCAGAGAAGCGUUAAACAGUAUAUUUCAUCUUAGUAAAGUCUGCUAGUUCUGGAAUGUUGUCUGGGUGAUAUGCCUCGUGAGGGAGAUAUAGCCUUGUAUUUAAUUCAUCCAGUCUAAAACAGAUAUCAGUCUACCAUUUCAUAUUUGUUUUCCGUGUUGGGACUGAUUUUAUUGGUGUGAUCAUUGUUGACCUACACUCCAUGUGAUUUCUUUUGUAAAUGGAAUGUACAUUUUACGAGUCUAUUUUAGCAAGAAUUUUAGAAUAAUAUUUACAUGUAUAUGUGAAAUGAAAGAAUAGUAUUCAAAUGUGAAUUGUUAUUUUUACGUGAACCGGUUGUUAUACAAGGAUGUUGUCUGUUGUUACAAGCUGUGUGUUGAAGUUGAAUUUAUCAUACUCAUUCUGUUUGUAGACAGCCUUCACUGGUGCUGUGUUGGAUUUCAAAGCUAUAUGGGCCAAGCUGGGCAGAUAUAUAUUUCAUAUGUGAAACAGGGAUAUUGUCUGGGUGUAAUAAGAAAAACUGUAACUACUAGAUCAUUUAAUGUCAGGAAAUAUAAGUAGGCAAACUAAUACAUUUCAUAACAUAUGUUCAUUUGGAAUUACACUUCUGAGUAAAGUACUGAUUCUAGUACUUUUUUUUAGGGUAGGGUAACAUCCGGGAUUCAAACCCACACUCUUCAGAGUUAACCACCUAAUCACCAGCAACCUAAUCACAAUAUCUGAUAAAAGUUGUUUUAGGAGUUGAAUCAAACUUGCUGGGGUUGUUAUUUUCCCAGGGCUUAGUCCCCGUUUAACACUGGUGAAUGUGUGCCAUCAGGCUGUAUGAAGCUGGAUGAAAGUAGAGAUGAGACCACAGUAUGGUAUCUAUCACAAUGAAAAGGAUAUUUGAUGAGAGAAUUGUUUGUACAGUGAAGCCCUAUGGUAAUAUUGAUGGGUUUAAACGCUGCGGUCCUACUAUCUCACAGCAUUAGUGGUUCUUACUUGUAAACAAGGCUUAGAGAGGAAUAGAAAUAUUGUAAUCUGUAGUAAUGGUUUUGCGAAUAAGUUUAAUUUUUGAAGAAAGCUGCUAGAUUGUCACAUAUAUUGUUAAGUUUAUCUAGCACAUGUUACUACACAGGCUUGAAAUUGCAUUUGCAAUAUAGAUCAUAUAUGUUGUGCGGUUAUAGUUUCUGAAUGUCAGAUUCAUUAAUAAUAAUAAUAAUAGUGCCUAUUUAUAGUGCGCACAAAUCCACGCUCGUAAGCAUGCUCAUGGCGCUACAAUUAAAACAAUAUGUACAGUAAGAGUGAACUGUUUAUGAGUCAUAGAACUGAAUGAAAAGGUGCGUUUUGAGGUGGCUUUUAAAGGAGUCCAGAGUUGGUGCGAGCUUCAGGUCAAAGGGUAAAGAGUUCCACAAGACCGCGGCAGUGUGUGAGAAGGAUCUGUGACCGAAGGUCUUAAGCUUGUAGGGAGGUACUGUCAGGAGAUUCUGCUGUUGUGACCGCAGUUCACGGGCUGGAACAUACAGAGUUAUGAGUUCAGAUAUGUAAGGAGGAGACUGACCAUGAAGUGAUUUAUAUGUGAGACAAAGUAUCUUGAACUGUAUUCUGGCCCUGUUUAAGCACCGGCGUGAUGUGAGUCUGGUUAGAAGAACGGUUUAUUAUCCUUGCGGCAGUAUUUUGGACCUUCUGUAGCUUGUCCAGUAGAAAAUCACUGAGGCCAGAGUAGAGGCUGUUGCAGUAGUCCAGUCUACUGAGAAUAAGGGACAGUUUAUAUAAUUUUGAAAUCAACCAGUGCACGUAUGAUCAGUAUAAAAUGCACAACAGGAACUCAAAUGCUGCCUUUCUUUAUCUAUGUGUGCAAGUUGUGAUCGUGGCUUUUGUGGAAUAUUUUUGUAGUAUAUGCAUAACCAUAUUUACUGAUUGAAGUCUUAAGUGUUGAGGCCUGAAGACUGUUGAACAUCUGAGGGUCUGUAUAUGCUGAAUGCUACUGGGAGAUAGUUCUUAUCUUGGACUAGCCAAGAGGCAAGCAGAAUGAGUAUCAUAAACACACUGCAUAUAUAUGUAAAGUCAUCAAGUGAUUUUAUCAAUGUUUCACGAUUAUCAUGCCUGUGAUAUCAACAUAGUAUACAAGAAUGAUAGUGUAAUAUUAUGAAGGCUACAAUUGCGUAUUUUCAUUAGAUUUUUGCAGUAUCAUUAUCUAGAAAGACAACUCCAUGAUAUGUAGAUUUACAGGUGUUAAACAUCAGUUCCAGCCAUUGGUCAUCAAUUUCAACAAAGAUGUCUUCUGGACAGUAGUAAGGUGACACUAACUUUUACCAUGCUCAAUGUCAUAUCGGUGGAUUAGAUUUAAUACUGAUAUAUAAUCCAUAAACAAAAACAUUUAAAUUAAUGCCCCCUCAUGUGUUGCAGAGAUGAGUCGAGGGCUAAAGAUUUGAGGACACAUUUUGUUAUUACAUGUCUUACUAUCAGGAGAAAGGGAACUUACGUUAUAAGAUGUUAACCUUUGAUCAAAAUUCCACUGGGCAAUACACACAUAAAAUUCAAUAAUAAGCAUAUGUUUUGUCAUUUUGUCAAACAAAGAGUAAUUAUCUUUCAAUUAUUUUUUAUGGGGAGAGGGGGUUGGGGAUAUCUGCCAAUGUAUACUAUCCAUCAAAAGUUUAGACUCACUAGUGUAAAUAUAGCCACUUACUCCAGUCAACUGUUCUAAACUAGCUUUUGCAAAAUAUUCCAUACUGUUAAGGGUGCUGUUUACACAUGAACUGAUGUAUUGUAAAACAAAUUCAUUCGUAACAUUGAAAAGAUUAUUGUAAUGAGUUCAAAAAGUGAUUAAACUUGUGAAAAUUGGUGAAUUCUUAACAAAAGUUAACACCAAAACGCAGUUGUUCACAUGCACAAUAUAAGUUGAUGCAUGAUACUCGUGCAAUUCACCUGCAUAAGGUUUGCAAUUGGUCCCCCCAGUGGAGAAAUUCAUCUUCAAUGUAACCAUAUAUGAUUGCAUAACAUAUAGUGAGGGCUUUAAAUGAGUCUAAACUUUUGAUGGGUAGUAUAGGAUCUGGUUUACUGAAGUCCAGGAAGUGAUACUGCAUCAAUCAAAUCAUCCUAGUGUUAGUGGAACUAGAUGAGUAGAUGUGCUGUUUGUGAGUGUAACAUAAAGAGGUAGUCCUAUAAUACACUUGAUGUUGACAACAUUCACUGGUAUAGAUGGAUUCCUCCACAUGUUCAUCAACACUUGGGUGAAACUGACUGAGCGGUUUGAGUUUCGUCGGUAUGUAUUUCAAUCUGAAGCUGAUUUCUUUAAAUCACUCAGACUGAAAUAGUCACAUAGUAUUGGACUGUUGUUUGAUGAUUUCUAUCAAGAACAAAUGUGAACGUAUAACUUGAGCUCCACUCCACAAAAUGUGUUGAGUAAAUGAACGUGUGUGUUUCCUGCGGCAAGUUUGUAAUGAUAUCAGCAUAAAUGUUCCACUAAACUUGAGACAUGGAACCCAGGGAAUUUGAAUGAUGCAAUGCAAGAGAAAGAUUUGUCUCCAGCAAGUGUUCAAGUGUCAAGGUUCAGCUCUAUCUAUCCUACCAUGGUAAACGACUGCACAUUUUCCAAAACUCUAUUGAGAAUUAUAUUUAUGUAUAACUGAACUUUGAGAAAGAUCAAGAAUGAGAUCAUUUUGAAUAAACAUGACAUGGAGUUUCUAAAAUAUGAAAGAAUACUAAAAAGCUGUUUUAAGUGAUACAACAGAUGGUAGGUAGAGACAAACUUUGACACUAAGUGUUAUCAAGCGAGCACAUGGUGCAGUGCAUGUUUUGCCAUGUAUAUUGUGUAUAUAUUCAGAGCUUUAUCAAACAUUCAUCAGACAGUAGUGACAAAGAUAAUCAAAAAUACAAUAAAAAGAUGGCAUGUGA
Haliotis rubra (blacklip abalone) is the source of this 10849-nucleotide messenger RNA. RefSeq names its product high-affinity choline transporter 1-like. The transcript has 9 exons. Lineage: Eukaryota; Metazoa; Mollusca; Gastropoda; Lepetellida; Haliotidae. Gene Ontology annotation, molecular function: choline:sodium symporter activity. Bases 186 to 1895 code for a protein of 569 amino acids. The record is from RefSeq and is a predicted model, not a curated record. Gene Ontology annotation, biological process: choline transport; acetylcholine biosynthetic process; transmembrane transport. Gene Ontology annotation, cellular component: plasma membrane.